This is a messenger RNA of Cyclospora cayetanensis, 645 nucleotides long. Its product is annotated as 60S ribosomal protein L13. Gene Ontology annotation, biological process: translation. Bases 1 to 645 code for a protein of 214 amino acids. Gene Ontology annotation, molecular function: RNA binding; structural constituent of ribosome. Gene Ontology annotation, cellular component: ribosome; cytosolic large ribosomal subunit. The record is from RefSeq and is a predicted model, not a curated record. Lineage: Eukaryota; Apicomplexa; Conoidasida; Eucoccidiorida; Eimeriidae. The transcript is spliced from 6 exons.
AUGGUGAGUCGCUCGGCGCAACUGCCAAACACCCAUCUCCGCAAGGAGUGGCAGCGGUACGUUCGCACCUGGUUUAACCAGCCUGCGAGAAAGCAGAAGAGGCGUCUGGCGAGACAGCAAAAGGCCGCCAAGAAUGGCAUCCGGCCUGUCGGUCUGCUGCGGCCCGUGGUGCACUGCCCGACACAGAAGUACAACAUGAAGGUUCGAGAGGGCAGAGGCUUCACCCUCGAAGAGCUGCAGGCCGUCAACAUCUCUCGGCGUGUCGCUUUGUCUAUGGGCAUCGCCGUGGAUCAUCGCAGACGCAAUAAAUCCCAGGAGUCCGUGAUUGCAAAUAUCAACAGACUGAAACUCUACUUGAGCAAGCUUGUCCUCUUCCAGCGUGGAUCGAAGGCCAAGAAGGGUUGCGCCGGCGUACCUGCCGACACCCCGAAGUCGCAGAUCCAGAACGUCAAACAGACGGCAAUGGCCACUGCUCUUCCCAUCGAGCAGCCUCACAGGAAGAUCCGCGCCCGUGUGAUCACCGAGGAGGAGAAGAAGUUCCUUGCGUAUGCCACGCUGAGGAGGCAACUCAGAAACGCCAAGACUGUCGGCAAGCAGGCGAAGAGGCUCGCAGAGAAGGCAGCGGCGGAGGCCGCGAAGAAAUAA